This is a messenger RNA of Drosophila ananassae, 2983 nucleotides long. Its product is annotated as lysosomal alpha-mannosidase. The record is from RefSeq and is a predicted model, not a curated record. The transcript has 5 exons. NCBI's taxonomy places the organism in Eukaryota, Metazoa, Arthropoda, Insecta, Diptera, Drosophilidae. Gene Ontology annotation, cellular component: lysosome. Gene Ontology annotation, molecular function: alpha-mannosidase activity; carbohydrate binding. The coding region runs from base 23 to 2953 and encodes 976 amino acids. Gene Ontology annotation, biological process: mannose metabolic process.
UUUGCUUCCGAUUACCGCACCUAUGGCAGAUCUAUACGCUAUUCUGCUGGCCGUCCUUUCGGUCUUAUUACUACCUCACUCCCAAGCUAUCUGUGGCUAUGAGUCAUGCCCCGAAACGAAGGAAGACAAGAUCAACAUCAACUUGGUUCCCCAUUCCCACAACGAUGUCGGUUGGCUAAAGACUGUGGAUCAAUCCUACUACGGCUACAAGAACGCCAUCCACCACGCUGCCGUCCAAUACAUACUGGACAACGUGGUGACUGAGCUUAUCAAGGACCCCAAGCGGCGAUUCAUCCAGGUGGAGACCGCCUUCUUUGCGAAAUGGUGGAAAGUGCAGUCGGAAACCAUGCGCCAGGUGGUUAGGAAGCUGGUGAACGAGGGACGCUUCGAGUUCACGGGAGGAGCCUGGAGCAUGAAUGACGAAGCCUCGGUAAACUACCAGGAAGUGAUUGACCAAUUCACCGUUGGAUUAAAAUUCCUAAACGAAACCUUUGGCGCCUGUGCUCGUCCUCGAGUUGGCUGGCAAAUUGAUACUUUUGGCCAUUCCCGGGAACAAGCGGCCAUAUUUGCCCAUAUGGGCUUUGAUGGCCAGUUCUUUUCGAGGAUGGACCACAACGACAAGGACACGCGUCUGGAAAACCUUUCCAUGGAGAUGGUAUGGGAGGCCAGCGAAUCACUCAGCGGAGUGGAACUCUUCUCCGGUCUGCUUUACAACUUCUACUCCGACACUCCGGGCUUUUGCUUCGACGUACUCUGCGAUGAUGAACCGAUCAUCGAUGGCAAGGGCCCCAGCAAUAAUGUUGAGUCUAGGGUUGAUGAGUUCCUGGACUAUGCUGAGGAAGUAUCCAGCCACUUCAUAACCAAUCACAUUAUGAUACCCAUGGGUGGUGAUUUCCAGUACGAAGAUGCCAGAAUGAACUACAAAAACAUGGAUAAACUCAUUAGAUAUAUCAACGAACGGCAGACCAAUGGAUCAAUAUAUAACAUCUUCUACUCCACCCCGAGCUGUUACUUGAAUUCUCUUCAUAAAAGCCUGAAAUCUUGGCCCAGUAAAACACAGGACUUUUUCCCAUAUGCUCACGGAAAAGGCAGCUUCUGGACAGGAUACUUUACGUCUCGCCCAACCCAGAAGCGCUUUGUACGCGAAGGAAACCAAUUUCUCCAGGUGGUCAAGCAACUGAGUCUGCUGGCGCAUCUCUCCAGUGAAAAGCAGACCGAAGACCUGGACUAUCUGAGGCAUAUAAUGGGAGUGAUGCAGCACCAUGACGCCAUCACGGGAACCGAGAGGCAGGCCGUCUCCGAUGACUACGAUCGCUUGACCUACGAUGCUAUUGUGGGAGCAGCCAACAAUGCCCGCGAUGCUCUCAGAAUCCUUACCAACCAGCCCGAUGGGGAGUUCGAGAGUUGCCUCAGGCUGAACAUCAGCGAAUGUGCCUUCACCAAGGAUGGCGCUGACAAUGUAAUGGUGACCCUUUACAAUCCCUUGGCCCAUGUGUCCACUCAGUAUAUCCGCAUUCCCGUCUUGAAUGAAAACUACGAAGUGACUGACGAGAAAGGAAAUCAGAUUGCUUCAGAGAUUCUACCAGUUCCCUGGGAGGUCCUGGCUUUGGAGCACCGACCCAAUAACACCCAGCAUGAGCUGGUCUUUAAAGCAACAGCCAACAAAGUAGCAAAUUAUUUUAUUAAAAAGAUUGAAAACUCAGAGGGAGCACAAAGCCCAGUAAUUCAAAAGAGAUCUCGUGAUUCUGAAUCCGAAGUUGUGGUAGAGAAUUCGCUCGUCAAGCUAGUUAUAGAUAAACAAUCAGGACUUCUGAAAAGCAUAGAAAUGAACGGGGUUUCCGAGGAAAUUGUGCAGAAUUUUGGAAUCUACAAAACGAACUAUUCCUGUGCCUACACAUUCCGGCAGGAAGACGAGCUAAUGUUACUCCACAACAGCAUUGAAUUCAAUGUGUACGAAGGAUCUCUGGUCAAGGAAGUGCAUCAGCAUGUGAACGAGUGGAUAUCACAGGUAAUUCGUCUUUACGAAGGCGUCAACCGCGUGGAGUUUGAAUGGAUGGUCGGACCAAUCCCCCUGGAUGGCGAUGUGGGCGGUGAAAUAAUUACCAACUUCCAGAGUGGGAUUUCGUCAAAGGGCAUAUUUUACACCGAUUCCAAUGGCCGUGAGCUGAUAAAGCGCGAAAAGGACAAGCGGGAGGACUUUGUUUCCGACUUGAGCGCUCAACCUAUAGCCGGAAACUUCUAUCCUGUCACCUCACGCAUCGCUCUGCAGGAUAAUAGCCAUCGGUUGGUCCUGCUGACUGAUCGAUCUCAGGCGGGAACGAGCUUAGCGGAUGGCCAGCUGGAAAUGAUCCUUCAUCGCCGCCUGCUCUUCAACGAUGGCGGUGGGGUGGGUGAGCCUCUGAACGAGGAGCAAUUCGGAAAGGGACUGAUUGCCAGAGGAAAAUUGUACCUUGUUCUGAACUCUGAUGAAAAUGAAGGCUCUAAGUCUGAACGGGUGAUGGAGAAGGAGCUUUCACUUCCCUUCUGGAAGUUUUUCAGCUCAUCUGGCAAAGAUGCUAGGGCUUCUGUACAAUCCAUACCUGAUUUCAAUGAUCUUCCGGAGUCAGUUCACCUGCUAACCCUGGAAUCCUUCACCGAAAAUGAAGUUUUGCUUCGCCUCGAAAACUAUCUGGAUGCAACUGAAGCCGGUUCGAUUACCUUCAACAUACGCCACAUCUUCGACAGCCUCAAUGGAGUGGAAAUCCGAGAGACUACCUUGGAUGGCAACUUGCCUCUCAGCGAAAUGAAGCGUUUCAAAUUCCAGGCCAGAAAAUCCGGAAAUCCACCUUCAGCUCUGGAAUACACAACAGUCCAGUUCAAGCCCUUAGAGGCGAAUAAGCUUGAUGAAGCUUCAGAGUUUACUGUUUUAUUGAAUCCGAUGCAAAUACGAACAUUUAUUAUUAAAACCAUAUAGAUUUCUGUUAAGCAUUUAUUCAAAUUUUAA